CUUCGCGAUGUUGUACGCACACAGUAUUAUUGUUAUCUCCUAGUCCAGUUGGGAGGUCACAAAACUCUUUUCGAAUACAUUAAGGCGCACGUCCGCGUGGAGGAGGAGCAAGCCCGCAAGUUUGCUCGACAGAUCGGCAGCGCGUUAGCCUACUGCCAUGCACAUCUGAUCCUACACCAAUCUCUCAGGGUACAUAAAAUUAUCAUAUCGAAAUCCGGUGACAUCAAGAUUACGGGACUUCGUUUAAGUAAGCUGGACUAUGGCUUCAGUGAUGGUUUUAGCUACAAAGCCGUAGGUUCAUCUAUGUCAAACGAGCGGGAGCCAAAUGUUUACCUACGCCCACUCAUGAUGUCUGAGUCUACGCCGACCUUAUGGGAUACUGGCGUUAGAAAGGAUGUAAGGUCUUUCGGCAUUGUCCUUUGGACAAUGCUCUGCGGGUCUUCGCCGGUUGAAACCAAUGGCACAGAGAUCUCAGACACGAAAAUGAGAGGAUUAAUGUAUUUCUCGGCUGCUGAGCACUUCAUAGAUGCCCAUAGCUUGCUCCACGGACUACUUAGCAAAGGCUACUCCGCAACCAUGUCCCUUGACCAGGCCCUUUCAAGUCGAUGGAUGACCUAUGGUUAUGGGUGUGUACCUGACAACCAUACACCAGCGCGUGAACCUUUGACGCUCCCGCUUGACCGCAAAGUCGUCGAUCGCAUGACGGGGUUCGAUUUCGAUUUCGGCUCCUCCGAGAACAUAAAACACAUGCUGACAACGAUUAUCAACUCUGGAGAGUACCAGAACGCGAGUGCUACGUGGCACAGCCUACAAGAGCUGCACGCCCCGAAAGAACAGAACAGAACUACAAGACGAAGCUUAUUCAGUAUUUUUGUUCAAAAGUUGAAAUCACCCAAACAGGAUGCCAAACCAAAAGAAGGCGUCAAAGUUCCUUCAGACUUUUCUACACAUCUCCAGAAGUUCACUAUUGCGCCGGCCGUUCCUAUCUACUAUCUUACCCGCGAGAAGCUUGAGCGUGAGCGA
Messenger RNA from Cucurbitaria berberidis CBS 394.84, 1023 nucleotides. RefSeq lists its product as uncharacterized. Gene Ontology annotation, cellular component: cytoplasm. The record is from RefSeq and is a predicted model, not a curated record. NCBI's taxonomy places the organism in Eukaryota, Fungi, Ascomycota, Dothideomycetes, Pleosporales, Cucurbitariaceae. Gene Ontology annotation, biological process: intracellular signal transduction; protein phosphorylation. Gene Ontology annotation, molecular function: protein serine/threonine kinase activity; ATP binding. The annotation marks the transcript as partial. The transcript has 2 exons.